AACCCCUGCAAUAGAGAACCCCAACACCUUGUCCAUCUCUGCCCCUCCCACACCGGCCAGCUCCAACAAUCGGCUGAAGGAGAGUAUGGCCCUGCUGGAGCUGGACUUUGCUGAAUUCAAAGAGAGGACCCAGGCCAGGCAGUCUGGUCCCCCAGACAACACUCUGCAGCAGCUUAAACAGGACCUCAAGCAGCUCAAGAGCAACAACGAGGCUUUGGCAUCUGACCUCAGAGGAAGUGAAGAGGCACUCAAACAGGAGAACAGUGUGCUCCGUGUUCAGUUAGCCAAGGUGAGGGAGGAUGCUGAGUGUAGAGAGAAGAGCUUCACCAGGCAGGUCCAGCACCUGACAGAGACUCUCAUCAGUCCUCACAAUGACGAGUACAGAGACACAGACUCUCCCUGGCCCACCCUCUCUGCUCAGCACCCAGCCCAACAGCACCCUGGCACCUCCUGAUGCACCCACUCAGCCUGAAGAACAAGACCCACAAGUGGUCCUGCUGGCUGACUCAAACGGGAAGUUCCUGGACCCAAGAAAGCUUUUUCCUGAUAAAAAGGUUCUGUCUAAACACUGCAGCCCCCCAGGCCAGGCCAUGAAGCUGUUGAAAAAGGAGACCCUCAGGAGCCCUCAGUACCUGGUGAUCCACACGGGAACAAAUGACCUGCACAGCCUCCGUCGGGACUCUGCUGAGGCAGUGAGGAAGGUGGCGGAGCAGGCCAGCGAGGACUUCCCCGACACCCGCAUUGUGGUCUCCACCCUGCUGCCUAGGACAGACUCCCCUC
Molecule: messenger RNA, 780 nt
Organism: Notothenia coriiceps (black rockcod)
Lineage: Eukaryota; Metazoa; Chordata; Actinopteri; Perciformes; Nototheniidae
Product: circulating cathodic antigen-like
Exons: 3
Coding region: 86-454 (122 amino acids)
Source: RefSeq, a predicted model, not a curated record